Aureobasidium uvarum is the source of this 810-nucleotide messenger RNA. Lineage: Eukaryota; Fungi; Ascomycota; Dothideomycetes; Dothideales; Saccotheciaceae. The record is from the annotation of a GenBank genome assembly.
AUGACCGCUGCUCCAGGAGCAGGUUACUUUGACGACGAGGGCGCGAGAUACAAACGCCAGAGAAUCUCCUCUCCCUCACCAGCACAUACCGUUGUAUCAGACCCCUUCGAUGCGGUCACUACUAGCACAACAGCGGAACUGCCGCUACGACCACCUACCAUCGAUGAAUAUCCUAUCCACACACAACAGCAAUGUCGCAUCUUCCAACUCCCCUUCGAACUUCGCGAGAUGAUAUAUGGCAUGGCCUGCGUCAACGAUGGCGUAUCAGCAGUCAUGCGCAAGAGUACAAGUCGUCAUGCAAGUCAAGAUUCAGCCAAGGAGCCCGCCUUCCUGCGAAGCUGCAGGCUAGCGCGCUAUGAAGGCCAACCCAUCUUCUACCAGAAGAACGACUUUGUUGUCAGACGCCGCGACUCGCUCAACUUCCACCCUCGCCCAAUUGUCGAUGCACCAACCGCAUACCCGUACAGCUCUUUCAACACCGGAGUGCCCAGAUGGCUGGACAACAUGAGUAGCGAGAAGAUUGCAAAGAUCAAGACAGUGGUACUUGUGCAGAUUGCACGCGGAGUGUACAAAGACGCAUACAACGAAUGGCAUCGUGACGCGAGUGCUUGCUUCCGUCUGCGGUACUCUGCGAAACGCGACAGUGGCUACGAGAUCGAAUACCUCCGUGUCGACACGAGUGGACGGUCUGACAAGUAUGCCGAAAGACUUCGCGAGGCGCUCGAGAUGAGAAUGAACAAAUUGGUGAAGGAUAUGGGUACCAAGCAGUGGAACAGACAGUCAAUUUGGGACAUGGCGUAUCUUUUGUGA